Messenger RNA from Populus trichocarpa (black cottonwood), 2118 nucleotides. RefSeq names its product protein trichome birefringence-like 8. NCBI's taxonomy places the organism in Eukaryota, Viridiplantae, Streptophyta, Magnoliopsida, Malpighiales, Salicaceae. The record is from RefSeq and is a predicted model, not a curated record. Gene Ontology annotation, molecular function: O-acetyltransferase activity. Gene Ontology annotation, cellular component: Golgi apparatus.
AUGGGCAGAAACCAGGAUGGAAUAGCUGGUAAUAUGCCCAUUGUCCCAGAAUGGAAAAAGAAAGAAAAGAGUCACAACCUUCCACACUACAUGCUUCUGAAAAACACUUGUUAUUCCAUCUCUUAUGGAUCAUCACAUCAACAGCCCACCAGAAACCAAAAACACCAACUUCUUUACUCUCCUCUCAUAAUCAAGAGAGAACUUGUGUGUGCAACCUCUUUUCUCAUUGUCUUUGAUCUUUUCGGCCCUUUUGAUCCACUAUCAGUCUUUCGUUUUGGUUUCUUGUCACAAAUCCUAUCCAGCAAUGAAAAAUCAUCACGCUUAGCCUGUGAUUAUUCUCAUGGAAGAUGGGUUCGGGAUGAAAGUAACAAGAAUCAAUCCUACACAGAGAGCUGUCCCUUUCUUGAUCCUGGCUUUCGAUGUGUUUCGAAUGGAAGAAAGUAUCAGAAUUGGCGAUGGCAGCCAGAAGGGUGUGGUUUGCCAAGAUUUAAUGCAAGUGAACUUCUAGAAAGAAGCAGAAAUGGGGGGAUUGUGUUUGCUGGGGACUUUGUUGGCAGAAACCAGUGGGAGCCUUUCUUGUGCAUGCUUGCUCAAGGAGUUUCCAACAAGUCUUCAAUACAUGAAGAAUACGGGAACCCCAUGACUAAACACCAAGGGCACCUUUCCUGGUACAAUCUCAAAGUUGAAUAUUACAGGGCGCCUUUCCUGGUUACAUCGGCUAAGCCCGACCACUUACACUGGUUCUCCAAAAAAUGGGAAGGGGCUGAUGUUCUGGUGGUCAGCACCGGGCAUUGGUGGAAUGAAGAUAAAACUGUCAAGAUGGGUUACUAUUUUGAGGACAAAGGUAAAGUGACUGUGUCGUUGAAUGUGAUGGAGGCAUUUAAAAAAUCUCUACAAACACCGAAGUUAUGGAUUGAAAAUUUAAACCCCGAAAGGACUCGUGUUUUUUGCUACUCUCCAGUACAUUACAGGAAUGGUAAGUGGGAUGAGGGAGGUCGAUGUGAUAUGGACAGACAACCAUUGACAAACUACACAAUGCUGGAACCAGAGCCAGUGCAUAACCAAAUCAUUUCUACUGUAAUCAAAGAGAUGGAUUAUGGAGACAGGAAGGUUUAGUUCUUAAACAUUACGCAUUUGACACAGUUCAGCUAUGAUGGUCACCCUUCUCGUCAUCGUGAGCCAGGCACUCCGGUUGACACUCCACAGGACUGCAGUCAUUGGUGUCUACCUGGAAUACCAGACAUAUGGAAUGAAAUACUAUAUGCUAAUUUACUGUCAAUGGGAUUCAGAACCAAGUGAUAUCAGAUUACAUAAUUUCCAAGUUACCUCAUCUUGAAGGUUUUUUUCACUGCCCGGGCUGUACAUAAUCUGGGCUGCUUGUGAUCAGGAUAGUAUCUCUCCAUUUUCUUUGGCAUCCAGUUCACUGGUUUCCAUUUCCUUCACUUUCUCAAGCUGUCUCAGGAGAUCCAACCUUUCUGCUCCAUAUGUGGAUGGUAUCUGCCAAUGAACAAAUUAGAAGCCCGGAGAUCUGACAUCUAAAGAAGAGCAUAAAAAGGGAAGUUAUUAGCUCAGAAACAACGCACCAAAGCUGGCACAUAUCUCUGGAUAGCAGCCAACAUUGCUGCAUGCCCCACAGCAGUGACCUACAAUGCACAAAUUACCCUUUCUACAUCAGGUCACAGUGGAAAAAACAGUGCAGACAGAUGUAAAUUGUGAACAUGCAAUAUAUCACAGAUUUGGAUUGAAGCUCUUGUGAAUAUGCAAUUCAGUUUACCAUAUGUAUAAGAAACCCAAUUCUGAGGAUCACGUGUCAUUAACACCCAUAAUCCUGCACUCAAAAAAUUUCAAAAUAUCUUUGCUGUGGUGGAGGUGCAGUUUCAAUCAGUUGCAAUCAAAAUAACCACAGAAUCAUCCCAGAUCCAAUGACAAGUCAGAUUAUAAACAUGAAGUGAACCUGGCCAACUUGUAGGUCAGUUAGUGGUGCACUUGCAGCUAGCCAAGCUCUUGUAUGCUUGGAAAUUUUUAGGCAUCUAUCCCUUUUUUUAACUUGCACCAGAAGUAACAAUUUUUGACAUUUUACGAUAUCAAUAUAUACCAUACAGAAGCUUGGUCGGGUUC